This is a messenger RNA of Brassica rapa (field mustard), 8430 nucleotides long. RefSeq lists its product as uncharacterized. NCBI's taxonomy places the organism in Eukaryota, Viridiplantae, Streptophyta, Magnoliopsida, Brassicales, Brassicaceae. The record is from RefSeq and is a predicted model, not a curated record.
UUAUUGCUUACUCUCGUGUGGCUACAUUAACCAGUUGCAUUGCCUCAGAUAGUCAGAUGAUAAAAAGUUAAAAUACUCAGUCUACUGAAUCUGAAAGAGAACAGAGCGAGAAAUAUGUACUACUUCGGCGUGUUUGGCCCGAAUCUGUAAAUCUCAGCCCAAAGAUAAAUUCCCCAUCCGACCAUACCCUGUAUAUAAAAAUAAGUAAUAAAAAGAGAAAAAGUAAUGUUUGCUAGUGCUACUGUAGUGACAACUUGCAUUUAUCUGCCUUGCAGUAUUUGAUUUACAAAGAGAUGAAAGUGUACUUGUUGGUGUAUUAUUGUUGGAUCACGAGCCCUUCUGUCUUUAUGAUUUUCAUUUUCAUUACUUUGAUGAAUAAAUACAUGUCAAAAGAAGUGAGAUAGUGAAAGAACAUUGUGUCCUCUUUCAAUGUCUCACCUUUUCUUUUAUUUUUGUACUUUUUCAUAAACAAAGUAAAACUCAACAAUGCUUGGUAAAUUAGUGAAUAGAUCGUUGACAAAAAAAAAAAUUAGUGAAUAGAUCUUGUACGAUUUAAUAAACAUAUCUAUUUAGUCUUUUUUCUAUAGAUUUGUUUCUUCACUAAAGAUUUAUUCAGUGUGUUAUUUUUUCUUGAACUACAAUUAGUGUUUAUAUAUUGGUCUCUGUAACGAUCAUGAUAAUACUAGUAUUUUAAGUAAUGUUGGAGGACGAACACAAGAAACAAAUAUGAGCAGUAAAUAGAAUAGAGACCCUUCGAAAUUAAAAUAUUUAUGAUAGCAAAUGGACAGAAGAAGAGUGUUUAAUUUAAAACCAAACAAAACAAAUGAAAAUUUAUGUUCUUGAGAAUAAAGGAAACAUGGAGACAAAUGACUAUAUAGAAACUGAUCCGAAUGGUACUAUAUCAUGGAUAGCAUACGACCAAAAAGCACGAACACCAGUCAGGGGUAAAAUCGUGAUCUCGUUUUAUAUAAUCAAAAGGUAAAUCGUAGGUGAACUGUGUUGAUUUUCAAAGAAGCCAAUUGUCAUCUGUCGCCACCUGAUCAUGAUUUAGUAGCAAUGUCAUGUCCUAUGUGCCCAAUCCGACUUCACGUGUGUCUUUCUCUUUCAGAUGAGUUGUUUUUGCGUUAUUUUCAUGUUCACUCCUCUUACUGUUCAAAGUAAAACAAGUUAGACGUCUAUCGAACUUUCAAUUAGUACCUAAAGUCUCCGAGCACUAUGAAUAUUAACAUACAAUAAUAAACAAAUACAUCAAGUGGUCUACUAAUUUACAAGUAAAGCAUAUUCAAAUUGAAUCAUAUCAAUAAAAACAUAGACCAGAAUUAAGUUGCUAUGUUGCAGAAAAAAAUGUUAUGUUGCGAAAAGUGGAUCACUACUACUUGUCUAGUUGGUCAUAUGCGAGAAAAUUAGUUGAUGAAGCAGGUGCAUACCUUACUCUAUCGAAUUCUGUAAAAUAUUAAUUUGAGGUUGUUAAAUUUUCAUUAUUCAUAUUUUAAUUAUCGUUUUAGAUUUGUGUAUAUAAUUAAAAAAAUAAUUAAUUUUAUAUGUUUUUAAAAUAAAAAUAUCAUUACGUAUACAUCUAACUAUAUUUUAAUAAAUACAAAAUUAAAUAAUUUUUUAAUAAAUUGUGUAUUAAAAUUUUAAAAUAACACUUAUUUUAUAAUGUAAAUUUUAUUUUACAACGAUAACUAAACCGAAAUGGAAAGAGUAAUAAUUUUCAUUGGGUAAACGUAAACAAUUGUCCUCGUUGUAAUUGAUAGUUGAAAUUCACAUAAACUCCCAUAAUCAUAAUCAUUAUAUUUUGUUGUGUUGCGAUAUAUGACUGUAGUCCCAAGUGGAAAGCUCCUUUGGUGUGAUUAAGUAAUAUGCAACCGUGUGAUGAUGACAUAUAUUCUCCAUUUAUCUAUUAAAUAACCUACUUGAUGUAAAAUAUAUCCCUACUUGUUUUGUUUGAUCAAUUAUUUAAUGUGUUCGUAUUAGGUUAUAAUGCAAAUAUGUCACUUUCAUAAUUAUUAUUCCAUUAAAGUAGGUGUGUUUAACUGUAGUUAUUAUUUAUGUAUCUAGACGCAAUAGUUUGGAGUCUACAGAUAAUUAUGUACGACUUAUUUUCCUCCGACUAAUAAAACACUACUACUACAGUUUAACAAUAUGAUAUGAUACGUUUUUUUUUUUGAAAAACAUUAUGAUAUGAUAUGUUGCGUCGAGUUUUUAUUUCUGCUUUUAAAACAUAACUUAUUGAAAACUGUUUAGCUUACCGUGUGUUUAUGUUUAAAAUCUUAUAAAAUUAUGUGAACAAUAUGUUUUGUUUUUUCUUUUUGCUUAAAAAACAAUAUGUUUAUAUUAAUUCAAAUAUGUUUUGUUGGUAUUCGAAUUAAUAUCAUUUAUAUUAAAACAAAAAUCACAACCUUGAUUCAUGUGUGAUUUUUUUUUAAAAUAGAUUUAUGGACAUAUUUCUAAAAAGUCAUGUUACAUUUAAUUACUAAUCUUAUCAUUUAAAUUUUGGAUCUACCAGAAAUUUUUAUUGGACUAUCAAUAAUUAGAUUUAAUCAAUAGAUGAUCCAUUGGAUUUAUAGAAGGUAUAAAUUAAAUAUAUAUAAUUUAAUGUUGUAAUAUUAUACUUUCAAAAAAAUAUUUAUACUUUCAUAUGUCAAUUAUUUAAAUAUUUAUCGAUGUUAAAUUUUAAAUUUAGAAAGAUUUUUUUAAAAAAUAACAAAAAUCAUAUUAUCUAACAAUGACUAAUCUUUACUACCUUAAACCAAUGAAAAUAAAUUUCAAACUAUAUAGUUUAUUUUAAAAAUAAAACAAAAACUAAAUGUUUGAUUAUAACAUAAAUCUGUGAAGCGAAAAAUUUAAUUUUUAUAAAACUUUCUAAAUUUAUGAAAUGUUACAGUGUUUUUGAAUAUGACAAUAAAACAAUAUUUUAUUAAUUUAUAUAUAUAUAUAGUUACGAUUUUAAUAAUGAAAUAAUAAUCUAAAUAUAUAAAUAUAUAUAGAAGAAGAUACAUAUACAUGUGAAAGUGUGAAACAAUCUAUCCAAUGAAAAAAUAUACCGUAAACUUAUUAUGUUUUAAAAAUUGAUAGACACAUAUAUAUUAUAACAUAUCUCAAUUUAGAAUUAAAAACAAAAUGUUUAUAUAAAAUUACAUGAAAACAAAAACCCGUGCGGUUGUGCGGAUAGAGAUCUAGUAAGCAAUUAAUUUUGGAAAUAUCUGUUAUGUGUUAAACAUAUUUUAACCACAAUGCAACUCCAUGUGAAUUAGUCGUGUGAGUUUAAGUUUAGUCAAUUGGUUGGGUUUGAAGAAGCAUUAUGGAGUCCCACAAAUUUUUUUCGAGCUUGUAAAAUUCUCUCGAGAUUUGAAAUAUCUCCGUUGAAGCUUAGAUUGUCUUUUACUCUCCUACUAUUUUAUCCUCAUAAUUCAAGAUACCUUAUAUAUAGAAUUUGUGUUAUACUUAAUUAUACGGUUAAAACAAUUACUUCGCCAAGUUUAAGUCGGAAAGUAGUGUUGGAUUUUGGAACAAAAUAUGAGGAUCUCCUUUUGUAUAUUUUUAAGUGAAGCACCAGGAGUUUAUAGAAUCGAAGACUGGAUGAAAAGAAGAUUUCACAAGUGUUCUAAGCGUAUAGGUUAAUAAGAAGACGCCGAAGGAUCUUUAGUUUAGUUGUUCUACACAAUUACUAUAUUGUAUCCUCUGUGUGAUCUAGUCCCGAUUUUCCCGAAUAAAUCUGCUUUAGUUAACUAUUGAGAUUCUUACAACAAAAAGUAGAGAAGUGGAGCAUCACCAAACAAAGAGCCUUUUAUAAAUAUUUACACAAUAUGGGGUCAAGCCUUAAAAAGAAACCAAGAUGCACGAAAGGCUGAACCGAACCUUGACACAGCCAAACACCAUAGGUUUAUUAUUAGGGUAUUUUUGUCCGGUAACUUAAAAACUCUACAUAAUGAAAUCCCCGACUAGUAGCCUAGAGCAAUAGUAGUUAAAACUGUAAAAAUGAUAAAUGGGAGUAUGCAAAAACUGAACCAGUAAAGUUUUUUAUGCCACUUUUAUGAUUAGUAAUUAUUAAAGUGAUAAUACUUUGUAUUGUACGUGUACAAGAUUAUCAAUCAAACCCAAUUAUGAUGAACAUGUUUUGCAUUUCUUUUAAAAUUGCUGUUCUAUUGAAUGGAUAUGAUAUGAUUUUUUUUCUCCUAUGUACGUUUAUAAAGGUCAAGUAAUUUAUAAACUCUUAAUAAUGUUAGGUUAUAAUUCCUAGUAUUGAAAUCCAAAAGCUUAGAGUUAGUAUGUUUUAUCUUUAUCAGAUUUUAGGUGGUUGUCAAACCAAGACAUGAAUUUUUUUUUUUUUUUUUUUUUUUGAUAAACCAAACCAAGACAUGAAUAAAUUUAGAAAAGGGCAAUUGUCAAUAAUAGCACCUUUUGAAGUUUUCCUUCCCAAACUAGCACUCAGGAUUAGAAGUCACAAAAAUAGGUUUCAUUAAAGGGGUAAUUUACCUUUAUACCCUUUGUUAUAAGAAUAGAAAAAAAAAAACAUUUCAUUUCAUUCGAUCGCGAAUCUUCUCCGGCUCCUCUCGGGAAUCUUCACCCUCACCGGCACUGUCGUCUCCGACUCGGGAAUCGUCGUCUCCGGCUCGGGAAUCAUCUUCUCCGACUCGGGAAUCGUCGUCUCCGGCUCGGGAAUCAUCUUCUCCGACUCGGGAAUCGAAGUCUCCGGCUCGGGAAUCAUCUUCUCCGGCUCGCUAAUCGUCUUCUCCGGCUCGCUAAUCAUCUUCUCCGGCUAUCUAAUCAUCAGCGUCACACUCUCUACUCUCAAAAUCGGUAACUUUUUAAAAUUAGGGUUUUUGAAUUAAAAUUUGGGAAGCUUGCGUUUUGAUUUUGAUUUGUGUGUUACUCGUUCUUAUUAACAAGCGAAGCAAAUGAAGACUUUUGUGUUGUUUUGUAUUUGUGUUAUUUCAGGAAAGCCUUCCAGAAAAGUUUGAAAUUUUUUUUUCCUUGUUUACGCAGGAUAGAAACAAGAUGGGAGAUUCAGUACCUCUAAAACUAGCACUGCCAGAGCUGAAGUAUCCUAUUGGUGCGCUGGAAAAGUUAAAGUCAUUUUGUUUGAUGACUCGUGUUUUGUCGCUUUGAACAAUUCUAAAGAAGAAAUUUACUUCCACCAUUCUGAGAUUCGAAAACCAAGAAAAUGGGUAGAUGGUGUUUGGGAGAUGACAAAAAAGAAGGAAGAAGAGCAGACGCAGAGUGUGAAUCCAAGUGAAGGAGAUGGUGAUAAAAAGGGGAAGGGGAAGGCUGUCGCUUGUAAGAAAAAUGAAGCAGCUGGUCCAUCAGAAGAUGUUGUUGGGAAAAUGGCAAAAGAGAUGGAAGUAAAGCAGGGUAAGAGUGUGAAACCAAGUCAAGACGAUCAUGCAAAAAAGGGGAAGCCACAUGUUGGUAAGAAGAAGAAAGCAAAUGCUCAGCCAGUAGAUUUGCUUCCUUUUCUACAGCGAGAAGAGAAGAGGCCAAUACGACCUAGAAACCCUCCUAUACCUGUAACACCUGAGGUAAUCCUUCCAAUUGAUCCAUUUGUGACACCUGAAUUUCCUCGGUUUUCAAGGCUUGCACACUGGAUGGAUCUACGGGGCAUAUAUCGUGUACCGUUUUAUAUCAAUGGAAAAGAAAUUGAAAAAGAGUUCUUUCAAAAAAUGGACGAUGCAGAAAAAAAUCUCAACAAAGAGCACAUAAAUGUUGCAUUUGAAAUGCUAAAUUGUAAGAGGGUUGAGCAAGGUGCUUGGUUCCGCAACAACAAUCUUCCAGCAGCAUGCUUUGUACCAGUCGAUUUCUUAGAAGUGGUUGGAUACGCUUAUGAAUCUGUCAGGAAGCCACAUAAGAAAAAAAAAAGUUAUUGGAGGGCUGUGUAGGCGAACUUGUGAAAGGUUUAAUACAUCCAAAGAAGGUAUGGCUGGAAGAUGUUGAUGUUAUAUAUGGUGUCAUUGAAGAUAAGUUGAGCUGUCACUAUAUUGGGGUGGAGAUACAAUUGAUGGACAACACAAUCACACUCUUCCAUUGUGGUCUUCCAAAAGCAAAUAUCAAACGUGCUCUUAAUAAAAUCCAAGAACUGGCAGGUAAAAAUAUUAGCUAAUUUAGAAAAUAAAAGUUUGUCACUUGCUGCUUGUGAUUGUGAUGCAUUUUUACAUAUUCAUUUUGUUGUCUGUUGGUGAUUGAUUUAUUGUAUAAUUUUGGGUAUUUAUGACAGUGUUGAUUAGUGCCAUAAAGAUGGAACUUCUUGGUGAAGAGGUUAAUUUCGAAGAUAUCAGUCCAUUUGAAGUUAAGUUUGCAGAAGGGCUUCCAAAAACAAAAUUUCCAUACAACUGUGGUAUUUUUGUUGUGAAGAUGCUGGAAUGCAGGUCACUGGGAUUGAAGAGCAUGGCUAAUAUAAAUGAUGAAACUGCGAUGGACUUACGAAGCAAGCUAUGUUGUGAGAUCUUCGACCAGUUUAUGGAUAAAGAUUUCCAGGAAGGUCAAAGGAAGUGAAAAUGUCAUAUUUGUUCUGUUUUCUACACUGUUUUUCUACUUUGAUAUUAAUUAUCCCUAACGUUUAAGUUUGAGUUUGUAAUGAAUUAUCCCUAACGUUUUUUUCAUUUAGAUUGUUAUUGAAAAUUUUUUAGGAUGUAUUGAUGAAUUGUCAAAUGCUUAUGGUACUUUUAGGAUGGGUUUCCAGAAAAAGAGUGAGAAAGCAAAAUGCACCAAAGCCUAGCAUAUUCCUUUAAAGUUUACAAAAAAAAUGAAAAAGAAAGUGAUCCGAUGUUGAUUGAACUCGUGAACUCUCGAAAGAUGAAUCAAAGUGUGCAGCCGCUGUGCCAAGGGUGUUAUACUUGCCAAAAGAUAUAAUAAAACGAUAAUAACUUGUAACUUUUGAAUAUUUAAUUAAAAACAGAAAAAAGUGAAAAUAUACACAACGGGAAUCGAACACGGCUUAUUGUGUGAUAAGGGUACACUAAGAGUAGAAGGGCUUGCCACUAGGCUAUGGUGGAUAUUCGAUAUCAGAGUAAAUGUGAACUUAUUUAUUCACAGACGAUAGAUUUAUAUGAUCUGGAUAACAUUUUAAGUAUUCAGGAUAGCUUUCCAAAAACAAAUUCCUUUAAAGUUUACAAAAAAAAAAAUGAAAAAGAAUGUGAUCUGAUGUUGAUUGAACUCGUGAACUCUCGAUAGAUUAAUCCAAGUGUGCAGCCGUUGUACCAAGGGUCUUAUACUUGCCAAAAGCUACAAUAAAACGAAAAUAACGUUUGAAUAUUUAAUUAAAAACAAAAAAAAAUGUGAGUAUACACAACGGGGAUCGAACACGACUUAUUGUGUGAUAAGGGUACACUAAGAGUAGAAGGGCUUGCCACUAGGCUACGUUGGUUAUUCGAUAACAGAGUAAAUGUGAACUCAUUUAUUCACAGACGAUAGAUUUAUAUAAUCUGGAUAUCAUUUUAUGUAUUCAGGAUGGCUUUCCAAAAACAAAUAAGCAAAUCAGAUAACCAAGUUAUAAGAACACUAGGCCAAACCAUUACAAAAUAGUGAAAAACAUUGAACAAGUUUUUUAUUUAGGUUGUUAAUUGAAGAAACAACACAAGAGAAACAAAAGUGCUUAUUCAUUUAAAAUAAAAACUGAAAAUCAAACAUAAUGUGGUCCUUAAAAACAUAAAAAGAGAAGACGAUAACAUGAAAUUACUCAUGAUGGAGCCAACUUUCGCCAAGUUUAUCCCAAUCAGGGACUUUGACCUUCACAUCAGCAAGCAUUCCUUCCGCUUCCGAGUGCUCUUCUUUGAGUUUCUCCAACUCAGCAGUUAAAUCAAAUUUUCCAUCAGCUUUGAUAAUAUCUUCAAGCAACUCGAUUUGGACAGCAAUUGAAUUUGCUUUGCUGGAUGCAAGAUUCCAAUCAUUCUCAGAUAGCCUGUAUUCGUUGGACAAACGAAGAAGAGCCCUGUAAUGUUCCACAGUUUCCUUCUUCCCCUUCUUGAAACCUUCGGCGGCAUCACAUCCGUAAACCUCCUCUAUGGGACGCUUCAUCAUCUUCUUUGAACUUCCUUCCAUUGAAACUUUGUCCUGCAACAAAAUCGAAACUAAGAUGUUACGAUAAAAUAGAAAUAGAAAAAAGUUCAUGAAUUGAAUGGAAAAUGAGAAAAAUCGAAAACUAACUUGUAUUGCAAAAGGAUAUAUCAAGCGAAAUGAAGUGAGUGAAUAAAAGGUCUGAUAUCGUCCCUUAUAUUUAUAGAACAAAAAGGAACUCUUCGAUUAUUGAAGUCAGUUAAAAUAAACUCUUGAUUAUUGUGGAACUCUUCGAUUAUUGAAGUCAGUUACUGAAAUAACCAAUCAUAUAACACCCAAUCUUGACGAAAAGAAACUCUUCGGUGACUGAGUUACAUGAUGUCGUUUGGAAGAGACUCUUCGAUUCCUGAGAUAUAUGUUUGAACAAAAAAAAAAAAA